Molecule: messenger RNA, 1605 nt
Organism: Pichia membranifaciens NRRL Y-2026
Lineage: Eukaryota; Fungi; Ascomycota; Pichiomycetes; Pichiales; Pichiaceae
Exons: 1
Coding region: 1-1605 (534 amino acids)
Biological process (GO): regulation of DNA-templated transcription
Cellular component (GO): nucleus
Molecular function (GO): zinc ion binding
Source: RefSeq, a predicted model, not a curated record
AUGUCUUCCUAUAGCAUGUCCCAGAUCAAACGCUUUGCAGCUGAUUCUAUCAAGGAUAUCAUGCCGCUGGAUGAGGAAUCCAUCAACGAAAUGGUCCAGUACUCUAUUCGAAACUACAAGACCAGAGAGCAGAUCAGUAAUCAUUUUUUGGAUCUACUAGGCCCAACAGAUGCCACGUUUCAGUUUGUUACCAAGUUUGGUGACAUGUUGUUUGGUUCUCAACAACCCCUGACAAAGUCUGAACCCAAACCUACUAUGCCCACAAAAGCAUUGCCUACAAAAGCAAGCACUCCUGCUAAACCAACGCUCGGCUCAAAUGGAAAGCCGGCAGCAAAAGCAAAACCGGCAGGAAUACGACUGGUUAAGAACAAGAUUGUGGCUAACCCUAGCUCUAAGGGCCGAUUGUCAAAUAAUUCAAGAAAUGGGGCCACUACUUCCGAUAUGUUUAACAUGAAGCCCAGUAGUAUUGAAACACAAAGAGUAAAGAGAAAAGAAAUAAAGAAGAAAUUAGACAGUAUUCAGGAUUUGGAUGAUGUAUUGUUGGAACUAGAACUAAUGGAUAGCAGAGAAAACUUAGACGAUAUACGAGUAUGCAAUUGCAAUGCCACAAGACACCCUUUGUUCGAAAUGUAUCCAAACUGUCUUAAUUGUGGUAAGAUAAUAUGCGCCAAAGAAGGUUUACAACCUUGCUCUUUUUGUGGUAAAUCGCUGAUGUCUGACGAGGAGAAGAUGGAAUUAAAGGAUAUAUUCAAUAGGGAAAAGGAGGAGUUAGAGGGGAAGAACGAGAAACCAAAGGAGACUAGCAGUACUGGUAGGGGUAAGAAGAAGAACGUUAUCAAAAUCACACUUAAUACUCCAGGCCAGAAUAAUUUCAAGAUCCAAGAGCAAUUCUACAAGCAAAUCGAAGAGAACCGGAAACAGGAACGAGAGCAAGAACAGAUUACGAAAGAGGAGGAGAAGGAGAUUGCUCAAAACCGUAAAGAGAUGGAAUACUACAAAUCAGUGCACAAGAAAGAUCCUGAGUUAAUCAAAGCGGAAGAGCGGUUGGCCACGCUAUUGAGUUUCCAGGAUAACAGUGCAGAGCGUACUAAGAUCAUCGACAAUGCUGCGGACUUCGAACUUCCAACCGCCAGAGGGAACUUGUGGGCUUCCUCGAUGGAGAGAGCCCUCCAGCUGAAAAGACAACAGAAGAGACACAAGCAGAUGGAGGAUGAUGAACUACACCGCAGUGGAAGAGGAAAUACCGUUGUCGACAUGACUGUUCGAAACGGCAAGGUCGUCUUCAACGACCGAACCCGUGAAAGUGGCGUGUUUGAAAACGUUUCCGACGACGAAGAGAUACAGGAACUGCAGCAGCAGGUUAACAAGGAGAAAAUGAAGCAGUUUAAGGAAGAGGCACAAAACGUAUACGACUAUGACAGCUUUAACGACAAGCUUUUCAAGCCUGUGUACAGUGGGAAGCCCUUAGCAUCUAGAGGAAAUAGUGCUGGCGAUGGCAAUGCCACUAAGGACAUUAUUUCCGAGCUUCCACCGCUAGGCAGCGUCGUUCAGCUCGGCGAGGUCGAGCAGCAGGAGGACCGUCUUUUCAGCAUGAUCGGAGUGUGA